Messenger RNA from Fraxinus pennsylvanica, 1317 nucleotides. The record is from the annotation of a GenBank genome assembly. NCBI's taxonomy places the organism in Eukaryota, Viridiplantae, Streptophyta, Magnoliopsida, Lamiales, Oleaceae.
AUGGGGGAUGUAGCAGAUAAAUUGGCGUAUUUUCAAGCGAUCACAGGAAUCGAAGACCGCGAUUUGUGUACGGAAAUUCUCUCAGCCCACGGAUGGGACCUCGAACAAGCCAUUUCUUCUAUCACCUCCACCGACAACCAUCGACCCGCUGCCGCGUCCGGGUCCGCCACCGCAAAUACAAAUCAAGGAACUGAAGACGCUGGCUUAGUUCUGGCGGCGAACGGCAAUAAUCAACCCCCCGGCGUUGUCUGGAAAUUGGUAACGCUCCCGUUUUCUAUCAUUUCGGGUAGUCUAGGGUUGAUUUCUGGUGCAGUUGGGCUCGGUAUAUGGGUGGCGAGUGGAGUCUUGUCGUAUUCACUCAGUAUGAUCGGGCAUAAUAAUUCGGGCCGGGCUGGUACUACUCCUUUGGUGUCAGUGUCUCAGUCCACGUCGGAUGCCAUGGACUUUGUGUCGAGUUUUGAGAGGGAUUAUGGGAGUAUGAGGCCGAAUUUUGUGGCUGAGGGUUUCAUGGACGCGCUGCAGAGGUCGAGGCAUGCUUACAAGCUUUUGUUUGUUUACUUGCACUCGCCAGAGCAUCCUGACACACCUGCAUUCUGCGGAAGAACUUUGUGUAAUGAGACAUUGACAGAGUUUGUCAAUGAAAAUUUUGUGGCCUGGGGUGGGAGCGUUAAGGCCAGUGAAGGGUUUAAGAUGAGUAAUAGCUUGAAAGCUUCCAGAUUCCCCUUCUGUGGAGUGGUUAUGGCUUCCACAAACCAGAGGAUUGCGCUGCUACAACAGGUUGACGGACCAAAAUCUCCUGAAGAAAUGCUCACUAUACUGCAGAGAGUGCUUGAAGAAAGUGCUCCGGAUGCUGCCUUCCAAGCAGCACUUGAAGCCGAUCAAGCUAGGGAGCGUCAGAGAAAAGAACAAGAAGAACGGUUGGAACGUGAGGCUGCUGAAGCUCAGCAGAAAAGGAUAGAGGAGGAAGAGGCUCGGGAAAGUGCUGCACGUGAAGCUGCUGAAAAAGAAGCUGCAAAAGCUAAGAUGCGUGAAGAGAAAGCUGCAUCUCUAGGUGCAGAACCUGAGAAAGGACCGGAUGUUACUCAAGUUUUGGUCCGUUUUCCAAAUGGAGAGCGCAAGGAGAGAAGGUUUCAUUCUACAGCAACUAUACAAACACUGUACGACUAUGUUGAUUCUUUGGGUUGCUUAGAAGUCGAGAGUUACAGCCUCGCGUCCAACUUUCCUCGCACUGUCUAUGGCCCUGAUGAGCUUCCUUUGUCCCUGAAAGAAGCAAAAUUACAUCCUCAGGCGAGCCUUUUCGUUGAAUCAAAUUCAUGA